Molecule: messenger RNA, 2964 nt
Organism: Equus caballus (horse)
Lineage: Eukaryota; Metazoa; Chordata; Mammalia; Perissodactyla; Equidae
Gene: HMGCS2
Product: 3-hydroxy-3-methylglutaryl-CoA synthase 2
Biological process (GO): acetyl-CoA metabolic process
Cellular component (GO): mitochondrion
Molecular function (GO): hydroxymethylglutaryl-CoA synthase activity
Source: RefSeq, a predicted model, not a curated record
AUUGGGUGUUAGCGGCCAGGGGGUGAAGAUGCGGGGGAGGCAAAGAGCACAACCACCAUUUGAGAGCUACAGUUUGAAAUACAGCAAGAAGCAAAGGACAUUUUCAGAGAAGAGUGAAAGUGAAGAAUUUAAAUUGCUGACAGAACUUUGCAAAAGGCUCAGUGAAAGGGCAUAUGGUGACAGAGUGAGGUGGAAGAUUUGGUUAGAGCAGUAAUGCAUCAAGAUGUUUGGAGGCAAGAAUCUAAAGAUGAUGGAAGAUCUAAGGUACUUGGACUUCUGGGGACACCUGGAAGUUCCCUGUCUUCAGGAAAAUUGUCACCUCAGUCUCCUCUAAAGCAGAAACUACUCUGGCUCUUCUCUUCUAACUCUCCAGUGUCAUAUUAGACAGGAGAGUUAACUGAAUGAACUAAUGAAUCAAGUCAUGACUCUCAUAAAAGAUAAAGGAAGAUUGGUGCCAGGAGAAAAGGAUGGAGGCAGAGAGUCAUUGGAAAAUCAGAUGGCAGGAACCUUUUUACUGAGAAGUAGCAGAGCAAAGUGGAAAGACCAGAAUCUGGAGUCAACAGAUAUGACUGAGUCCCCACCCUGCCACCUACUAGCUGUAGGUCUUUGGGAAGGUCCUGUCACCUGUCUACAUAUCACUGGCCUCAUCUAAAGCAUUCUGGACCACCAAAGGAGAGUAACUCAGAUGAGGAACCAGGACCCCAGACAAGCCAGGUGGGGUUACCUCAGGGUGUGUUACAACAAGGAACAUCAUAGCCUCCUGAGGGGGCUGUGCAUAAAGAAGGCUGCCACAAGAGCUCGAGAAAGGAGUCAGAGCCAUCGAUGCCCACACAUCCCCAGGAGCAGGGCAGCUAUGUACACAUUGGAGGGAAGAUGUUUUUCUUUGACUCACUCGUGUUCUGAACGAGACCUUUGGACCAGUUUUAGAAGCCAACUGAGCCCUGAUAAGCAGGGGUGGGUCUUCCGAGGCAGGAGUCUCAGGGCUCUAUAAAGCCCAACUGGGCACCGCGGGGCAUCUCUCCCAAAGACUGUGAACUGCUGGCUUUCUGCUUGCUCCUCUGAAAAUGCAGCGGCUGUUGACUCCAGUGAAGCGGGUCUUGCAAGUGAAAAGAGUGAUGCAGGAAGCUCCACUCAUGCCUGCUCGCCUUCUUCCAGCAGCCCACCAAAGGUUUUCUGCAGUCCCUGCUGUCCCCUUGGCCAAAACGGAUACUUGGCCAAAGGAUGUCGGCAUCCUUGCCCUGGAGGUCUAUUUCCCAGCCCAGUAUGUGGACCAAACGGACCUGGAGAAGUAUGACAAUGUGGAAGCAGGGAGGUACACAGUGGGCUUAGGCCAAACCCAUAUGGGCUUCUGCUCCGUCCAGGAGGACAUCAACUCCCUGUGCCUGACGGUGGUGCAGCAGCUGAUGGAGCGCACGCAGCUCCCAUGGGACUCUGUGGGACGGCUGGAAGUGGGCACUGAGACCAUCAUCGACAAGUCCAAGGCUGUCAAAACAGUGCUCAUGGAGCUCUUCCAGGAUUCGGGCAACACUGACAUUGAGGGCAUAGAUACCACCAACGCCUGCUAUGGUGGCACUGCCUCCCUCUUCAAUGCUGCCAACUGGAUGGAAUCUAGCUCCUGGGAUGGUCGCUAUGCACUGGUGGUUUGUGGAGACAUCGCAGUCUAUCCCAGUGGUAAUGCUCGCCCCACAGGUGGGGCUGGAGCUGUGGCAAUGCUGGUUGGGCCCGAGGCACCUCUGGCUCUGGAGAGAGGGCUUAGAGGAACCCACAUGGAGAAUGUAUAUGACUUCUACAAACCUGAUGCAACUUCAGAGUACCCGAUUGUGGAUGGGAAGCUCUCCAUUCAGUGCUACUUACAGGCCUUGGACCGAUGUUACACAACAUACCGUCAAAAAAUCCAGAACCAGUGGAAGCAAGUUGGCAUGGAUCGACCUUUCACCCUUGAUGAUUUACAGUUUAUGAUCUUUCACACACCCUUCUGCAAGAUGGCCCAGAAAUCCCUGGCUCGCCUGAUGUUCAAUGACUUCCUGUCAACCAGCAAAGACACACAGACCAGCCUCUACAAGGAGCUGGAGGCCUUCAGGGGGCUAAAGCUGGAAGACACCUACACCAACAAGGACAUGGAUAAAGCACUUCAAAAGGCCUCUCUGGACAUAUUCAACAAGAAAACCAAGGCCUCUCUUUACCUUUCCACGCACAAUGGGAAUACGUACACCUCAUCUCUCUAUGGGUGCCUGGCCUCACUUCUGGCCCAGCACUCUGCCCAAGACUUGGCUGGCUCCAGGAUUGGUGCCUUCUCUUAUGGCUCUGGCUUGGCAGCAAGUUUUUUCUCAUUUCGAGCAUCCCAGAAUGCUUCUCCAGGCUCCCCACUGGAGAAGCUGGUAUCUAGUGUAUCAGACCUGCCAAAACGCCUCGCCUCUCGGAAGCGUAUGUCUCCCGAAGAGUUCACAGAAAUAAUGGAUGAAAGAGAACACUUCUACCACAAGGUGAAUUUCUCACCUCCUGGUGAUGCAAACAGCCUUUUCCCAGGCACUUGGUACCUGGAGCGAGUGGAUGAGCUCCAUCGCCGAAAGUAUGCCCGGCGUCCAGUCUAAAGGUAGUGAAUGAGACUUAGCAAGAUCUGGGAAAAGUAUGCUAGCAGAGCUUCUGCCCUCUAUCGUAUGAAAAACUGCACUCUGAGCUUGUAAAUAGAUUGGAUUGGACACAGUAGCCCCCAAAAUUCUUGGCCCUAAAGAGUGAGUGGGUCCUUCACGCCUUUCCCUGCUGGAGUCACAGUCACUGGCUUGGAGUGCAGGAGGCGCCCUUCAUGAAAGGGGAUGGAGGAAUGGGGAGAAGGCUCAGCCGUGGAUCACUAACCUCCAGAAAUGUCACGGAUCAGUUGUCUCCUUCAAGAUCCAGAUGAUUUGCCUAUCGUUUGUUAUAGCUUUGUUAUGAUUAUUGUUAUUAUUAAAUUUCUGUGCUGUUAUA